Carassius carassius (crucian carp) is the source of this 3766-nucleotide messenger RNA. RefSeq names its product aryl hydrocarbon receptor interacting protein-like 1 (gene aipl1). Gene Ontology annotation, molecular function: protein binding; peptidyl-prolyl cis-trans isomerase activity. The transcript has 8 exons. Lineage: Eukaryota; Metazoa; Chordata; Actinopteri; Cypriniformes; Cyprinidae. The record is from RefSeq and is a predicted model, not a curated record. The coding region runs from base 2148 to 3470 and encodes 440 amino acids.
CUGAUCGGGAGGAGAGAAGCCGGUAUGAGGGGAGUUGAAGCGGAGACUCAGGACGCAGCGAUAUGUGGGCUAGAUUGUGAAAUUUAGGACGUAAGACUAAUGGUGUCGUAUUGAAGUUGAUUGAUUAGAUUGUUAAUGAUUUCUGUUACAAUCUGUUGAGUUGUCUUGAGCAGGUUAGGAUGAGGUAUUUUAGCUGAGUCUCGUUUUAGCUCUUUGAUGUCAGGAGUGAUUUGAGGUUAAGGUGUGGCUUUCAGCAAAAGGACGAAUUACUUAAAUUGUAGCAGCGCUUACAAUAAAUUAUUCGAUAUUUAGAGUAGAGCAAUACAUUAAAAGUUGGCAAGAGAGACUGGAAAAGGCAUCGGGACGCGAUCCAGGUCAGAAUCGAACUUGAGUUCUCAAUGAGCCAGCCGCUUUUAAAUGUCGUAUGUGCGCUGCCUUGUGCGCCAGAACUGCGACUGAAAUGAAUCAUGAGGGUUUUAACGGUUUUCGCGAGGAUUUGAUAUGCGUGUGUUAAAUCCAGGAAGCGUUCGGUUACACGACGGAUUCUAAAUCGUUCGAUGACCGCUGCAACAUUCGUUGUAACUUUUCGGAAGUGUGUGAACCCACUUCAGAACGAAUGGAAUCUGAUACAUUCCAUUGGAAGAAAUCGCGAGAGCGCUCGGUUCAGAGUUGAGUCGUACAGGGCGUGAGCCGUCCGCUAGUAGACAGUAUGUAGGCAGUAUGAGGGGGAAAAAAGCCAUUGCGAAGAUAAAAGGAUGUUACGCCAAUUUUAUGUGGUAUCUGGAAGUCGAACCGCUUACCAUUAUGACAUACGAAGCGAUCGACGAGAGAAAUCGAGAAUUCUCCCAGUGAAGUAACGUAAGUAGGUGUUGGACAUUCCUCAAUAAGAACUUUUCGCUCAAAGGUGUUUGUCGAAAAACUCAAUAUCGCACCGAUACCGAUUUGACGCUAUUUGUUAAGUCAAGAAGCCUACAUUUAAAUAAAUCAGACGGAAGAGCUGAUAAUUAACACUGUAUUAACACGGACAACUGAUAUAGCCUAACAGUGGGCAUUACACUGCUUCAAGUUAUAAUAUAUUAAACUCAUAUCGCCUGACGUAUUUUUUUCUAUUUUACUUGCUCGUUUUCCUUAGUUGCAUUAUAUUUAUGCUCAUUUUAAACUUUCGUAAGACGACAAUGAAUAGGUCUUAAAGGGGCAAUUAACCUAAAAUGAAUAUUUAGUCAUAAUUUACCCACCUUGAUAUUACACAACCUUAGUCCCCAUUCACUUUCAUUGAAUAUAUAAAAGAUCCAAUAAAAGUGAAUGGUGACUUGCCCUCCUAUUCCGCCUCAUAUUUUCUCCGGUUUUUACAGAAGAUAGCAAGUUGUACAGGGUUGUAAAAACACGAGUGUUAGUAAAGUGUUUUUUUUUUUUUUUUUUUUUUUUGAGUGAACAGUCACUUUAAUAUAAAGCCUAAUAUCUCUACACGGAGUUUUGUAGUCAAGAGGUCUGUUCAAAAUACGAAUUGCAUGAGCAACAGGAGAUUGUGCUAUACGAGAGUUGGAAAAGAUCAAAAUUGUAGUUUUGGGUAGUUGGAUGGUUAUAUGUAAAACAUGGAUUUGGCCACGACACAACGCGUAUACAUCGUCACUGAUUCCUGUGAGGCGAGAGCAUGGCAAAUUCCUCAAGACCCCACCCUGUAUGCCUAACAUCUGGCGUGAAGACCCCCGUUACAUACCAAUAGCAACAGUAUGUAAUUAAAUGGAUUUCUUCUGACUGACGUCUGACUGCUGAAGGAGCUCGGCACGAGCAGUGCUACAACACACUCUUUGCGAUCCAGCUGUCGGCCAUAUGUGUGUGAUGGGGUCGUUGAGUCCAUACACGGCUCUACAUCAUAUCCUUUCUUUCAGCGUUUCCUGUAGACCACUAUGUUGGGAUUGAACAGAAGGCGGCUGAAGAACCCCAGCUUCGUCCAGAAUGUUCUAGGCUCUUCUGGUUGUGUAUGUAGCGUGAAAAUGCUGAGGAAAGCUCUUCUGUGGAUGAGAAGGUGGGGCUGCUGGGCCUAAUCCUGUUAUCCCAGCCUUCUUAAUCCAGAUCCAGUCAGUCUUUACACCUCUUCAGUCACAAUAAAACACAAACACACUUCCAAUACAAAUAUAUCUGACAUUAUGGAGGACAGCGUGAUGCUGGGUGUUGAAGGGAUCAAGAAACGCAUCUUGCAUGGAGGGACCGGUGAGAAGCCUAAAUUUAUCACAGGAACUAAGGUGAAGUUUCAUUUCCGCACUCAGCUCUGCAAUGAUGAGCGCACCGUGAUAGAUGACAGUAAGAAGGCAGGUAUGCCCAUGGAAGUGGUGAUCGGGAACCUGUUCAAACUGGAUGUUUGGGAGACUCUGCUCAUGUCUAUGCACAUAGGGGAGGUGGCUGAGUUCUGGUGUGACGUCAUUCACACUGGUAUGUAUCCUAUAGUGGCAAAGAGUCUGCGGCGUAUCGCAGUGGGGAAAGAUCCAGUGGACUGGCACAUUCACACCUGCGGCAUGGCCAACAUGUUUGCCUACCACAGCCUGGGCUAUGAUGAUCUGGAUGAGCUUCAGAAAGAACCACAGCCUCUUUACUUUGUAAUGGAACUUCUGAAGGUACAGCAGCCCAGUGAGUAUGACAGAGAGUCCUGGGCUCUGAAUGAUGACGAGAGAUUGAAAGCGGUACCUGUGCUCCACGGUCAAGGGAACAAGCUCUUCAAACAGGGCCGAUAUGAGGACGCCACACUGAAAUACAAGGAAGCUGUUAUGUGCAUCAAGAAUGUGCAGACAAAGGAAAAGGCAUGGGAAGCUCCUUGGCUGAGACUGGAGAAGAUGGCCAACACGCUCACUUUAAACUACUGUCAGUGUCUGCUGCACAUGGAGGAGUACUAUGAGGUCAUCGAACACACAACUGACAUCAUCAACCAACACCCUGGGGAAAUGAAAGCCUUCUAUCUGCGUGGAAAAGCGCACAUGGAGGUGUGGAAUGAAGCUGAGGCCAGAGAUGAUUUCACGAGAGUCCUGGAUCUGGACCCAAACAUGAAAAAGACAAUCAAGAAAGAGCUUGCCGUUCUCAAAAUGAGAAUGGAGUUAAAAAAUGAGGAGGACAGACUGAUGUACAAGGGCAUGUUCGCAAAAAUGGCGAGAGAGCAAGAGUCUCUAGAGCUGGAGAAUCCAGAUCAAGAGAUUUCAGAGCAAACAUCUCCAGAACAAGAGACAACUCAAGAAAAAGAGAGUGCAGAAGCACCGCUAGAGAAAACAGGUGAAGAACAAACAACUUCAACACAAACAUCUCCUGAGCAAAUAACUUCAGCACAAGAAGUUUCACAAGAAGAAACAUCCACUGCGCUAUCAAGUUCUGAUCGUGAGAUACCAGAACAAUCAACUACUCAGAAUGUGACUUCAGAACAAACUACCACAGACGAAGCUACUCCAGAACAAUCAGAAGCAGUGCAAACAUUUCAGGAGCAAUAAGCCUCUAAAGAAACAUCCCCAGAACAUAAUACUUCAGAGCCAACCCGUCCAGAACAAGCAGACCAGGAUCUUAUAACUUCAGAACAAAUGACUCCAGCUGAAACGACACCAGAAAACACCAGUCAAUAAGUCUUAAUUAUACUUUUUUUAAAGAGAGGUGCAAUAACGAUGAUGUGGGAUAAAGCUGAACCCUUUCGACUUUUUCCUUCUGACAUUUUUUGUUGCAUUUCUUCAUUUAUUCUACAUUAUGAUGUAAAAUUGAACAUAGUGUGACUAGUUUUGCCAGAUUAUCCAAU